CAACACCGACUAUAAACCAGUGUCAUCAUAAUUGAUAAUGCUAUAAAAUAGGAGGAGAGAGAAAGAGGAGAGAGAAGCAGGGGAGGGUCUGCAAAGCAACCUCUCUUCUUUGGAUCUCUCAAUUGUUUUAAUAUAUCAUACUUGAUUUCAAUAGGUACAGGUAUUUGAUUCAAGAGAGAAAAACAUAAAAAAAAAAAAAGAAAAAGUGGGUAUUUUCUAUUGUAAUUUGCUGGCCCAUUUUGUUUGUCUUAUAUGUUCUCAAUUUUCUUGAAAAGGUGAUUGAUUUAGGAUCCCUUUUUUGUGUAGUAGUCAAUUUUCUUUUUCUUUUUUCUUUUUAAUUCUUGGUUUGUUUCUUUGAGAAAAAAGUUAUGAGCCAAGUUCGUGCAAAUUCAUCUCCUGACUUGGAUUUUCCCAGUACAGGAAAGGAUCAAAGAUAUGAUGAUUUGGCAUUACAAGGGGUAGCUGCAAAUGUAAAAUUACUGCUAAAACUAAUCCAAGAUCAUCAAUUAGCCUGUGAUCAUGACAAAAGUGAUCAUAGAAGAAUGUUGAGGGUAGCUACAAUGAUGACAAUUUUGGAUAAUGCGAAGGACAGAAUCCAGAAAUGCCAAUCAUUUGGCCUCAAGAAACCGGAUUCCGAGCUGAGGAGAUGCAACACCGACUUGCGCCGCAAUCCCGUCCCUCCGGGCAAAAAGCCCAGUGGUGGGGCGGGGGCGGUGGCCGUGGUGAUCGAGGAGGAGGAGGUGGACGAGGAGAAGGAGCGGUUGAGGCGCGAGCUGAGCUCGAGCAUAGCCGCUCAGAGAAACCUCAGAGCGAUGUGCUCGAGUUUAGGGAAGGAGAAGAAGUUCAUGGAGGCAGAGCUUUCCAAGAAAGUGCAUGAAUUGAGUGAGAUGGAGGAGCUUUUGAACAAUCUCAAGGCACAAAAUGAGACAUUGCGCCAAAAAGUUCAAGAAUGCCUCUCCGAUCACAAGGAGAGGAAGGCCGGUGGUGGCGGCGGAGAAAUGAGCGUGGCGUUGGUGUUGCAAGAGCGGAACAAGGCGCUCUCGGAGCAGUUGAUGAGGUCUCUUGAUGGUUAUAGAUCGAUGAAGAGGAAGCUCAAAGUGGCGCAAGAAGAGAAUACUAUGCUGCAUUCGACUGUGGAUGAGGUUGGGGCCAAAGUUGUGGGAAGUUUGGAGAGGGUUAAGAGUUUGAAGCAACGAGUGACCACGACGACAUCUCCUUCUGGGGGCGAAAUCCCCCUCGAUCUUCAGGAGGAGAUCGAGGGGUUAGAGGGCAUGUUUGAGUGCUUCCAAAUGUUGGUGGAGAAGCACGAGAAGAGGCGGGGCGAUUGCGCGCAACCAAAUGGCGAGAUCAAUGCAUAUAAGCCCUCCGUUCUCGCAUGAGACUGGACCAAAGGAUUUUGGAGGGACUAACUUGAAUUUUUGUUGCUAGUAUUUUUGAUUUUUUGCUUUGGAUUAGUUUCUUUUUUGAUGCGAUGGCAUUGUUUGAAGAUGUGAUAGUGUCUUCAUUGUGUGUGAAAAAAAUAGCUGAUGAUUUCUAUAGGUCAUUAGCAUGUAAAUAGUUGUAUCAUAGUCUUCUUGUUUGAAGGCAACCUACAAAACAUUGGUUUUCUAGUAUAGAACAUUUUUAAGUGAAUGUGAUGCUAUGUUGCUGCUGGAAA
Messenger RNA from Salvia miltiorrhiza (redroot sage), 1657 nucleotides. RefSeq lists its product as uncharacterized. The transcript has 2 exons. The coding region runs from base 369 to 1379 and encodes 336 amino acids. Lineage: Eukaryota; Viridiplantae; Streptophyta; Magnoliopsida; Lamiales; Lamiaceae. The record is from RefSeq and is a predicted model, not a curated record.